Molecule: messenger RNA, 3851 nt
Organism: Limulus polyphemus (Atlantic horseshoe crab)
Lineage: Eukaryota; Metazoa; Arthropoda; Merostomata; Xiphosura; Limulidae
Product: E3 ubiquitin-protein ligase TRIM9-like
Exons: 8
Coding region: 46-2100 (684 amino acids)
Molecular function (GO): zinc ion binding; protein binding
Source: RefSeq, a predicted model, not a curated record
GUUUCGUGUAUAGCGCUCCCCACGUGCAGACUCAAGACUCGAGCUAUGGAAGAAGAACUGAAGUGCCCUGCGUGUAAACACCUUUACAAGAACCCCGUUCUCUUGCCGUGCUAUCACUCCUUGUGUCUCAGCUGUGCUCUUCAUAGGGAACAGCCGGCUCAGCACCUUCAACCACCACCGGACGACAACGAGACUACAGCAGACUAUCCGGACGGGGACAAAUUAAGUUUGGUCAGCGAAACCGAUAGUGGAGUCGUGUGUAACAGCCGGCCGAACAGUUAUGUAGGUACUCCGAAUCUUUUGUUUCCUCCCAUCCAGAACAGUACCAUAUCUUUGACGUGUCCCACGUGCCACAAGGUGGUCUAUUUCGACGAGCAUGGAACCAACAACCUGCCAAAGAACAAGAUUUUACAGAAUAUUGUGGACAAGUAUGGAGAUAACAAACACUUACCCAUUCACUGUCAAUUAUGUGAGAAUGAACCCAUGGAGGCUACGAUCAUGUGUGAACAGUGUGAAGUUUUCUACUGUGACAUCUGUAGGGAAAACUGUCACCCUACCCGGGGGCCGCUAGCUGCCCAUUCACUGGUCAGUCCACAACGAGGUAAGGCCACCCUUAGGUCAAAGAGUAAAGACAAGAAGGUUAAUUGUGGAGAUCACCCUGCAGGAAUUCUAGGAAUGUACUGUAUGCUGUGUAAGGUUGCAGUGUGCAGUUUAUGUGUAUCAGAGGGCAAACACGCUAACCAUGAUGUCCAGGCUUUGGGAGGAAUGUGCAAGGCCCAGAAGACGGAGUUAUCCCAGUCUCUUCAAGCACUGUCCGAGAGAGCCAAAGGAGCGACUGAGUUUAUUCAGAAAUUGAAAGUGAUGGUAGAUAAAGUACCUGACAACUGUGUUGAGUUUGAAAACAGGAUCUCUGCUGAUUGUGACCUUCUGAUUGAAGCCAUCCACAGAAGAAGACUCCAGUUAUUUGAGUUUGUCCAUCAGGAACGAGAUUCAAAAAUAAAAAUUAUCCGGGAACAAAUCGCUACUUGUGCAUCCAAGCUUCAACAAACGACAGGACUGCUGCAGUUCUGCAUCGAGGCGCUGAAGGAGACGGACGCGGCAGCUUUUCUUCAGGUUGGAACAUCUUUAGUAGACAGGGUUUCGCACGUGGACAUGGCGUGGCAUAAGGAAAUGACCUUCACACCAAGAGCUUCAGACGAAAUUGACCUUAACCUUGACCAUCUCUCCGUCUUACACAGUAUUGAACACAUGACCUUUGCCCAACUGAAAGCGCCAGGCCCUCCAAGUUUAAUAUCGGAAGAAUGUACAACAGAGAACAACACCAUUACUGUAGCAUGGCAACCCCAAGCUUGUAGCUUUGUUGAAUUCUAUCAGUUGGAAAUAGCUGAAGCAGAUACAGAAGAAUUCAGGGAAGUGUAUUGUGGCACUGACACAAUCUGCAGGAUAGAAAGUCUUAAGUUUAACACACUCUACAAAAUAAGGAUAAAGGCAGCUAACAACAUAGGUUCGAGUGGUUUCAGCGAUACUUUGUCUAUUCGAACUGAUGAAGUUGCCUGGUUUAAUCUGGAUCCAGUGAGUGCCCAUUCUGACAUCAUAUUGUCCAACGAGAACCAAACCGUCACAAGCAGCACCUACGAACACCGAGUGGUGCUGGGUAACCUUGGUUUCUCACAAGGAGUGCAUUACUGGGAAUUUGUUAUCGAUAAAUACAAUAUGAAUGCGGAUCCUGGUUUUGGUAUCGCUACUUUUGAUGUGGCUAAAGAUAUGAUGUUGGGGAAGGAUGACAAAGGGUGGAGCAUGUACAUCGACCACCAGAGGUCGUGGUUUCUACAUUCUGAUCGUCAUGAUAACCGGACUGAUGGGGGAGUAGGCUCCGGAUCUGUAGUUGGAGUGCUUUUAAAUCUUGACCUGCAUCAGCUAAGUUUCUACGUUAAUGAUGAACGCCAAGGGCCCAUCGCCUUCACUGAUCUCCACCAGGGGGUGUUCUUCCCUGCAAUCAGUGUUAACAGGAAUGUCCAGGUUACAGUCCAGACAGGACUAGAACCUCCGACGGACAGCAGUGAUCACGAGAGUGAAGGAGAAGGAAAAGGUGUAGGUUAACUCUUUGGAUGGCUCUGGUUAUGUGUUGAUAAGAAGAAUGAAAUUAAACACAUUUAAACUGGAAAAUAUCGCCGUAGAACUUCGAUAUGAUUUGUAAAAAAAGCUAAUCAGUACACUUUCAGAAAUGUUUUCUCCCGAUUUGUGCUAAAUUCUGCAAGAGACGCGGAAGAUAAUUUAAUCUUCUCUUAUAUGGUAGACCCUCUUUUCUUUAAGUAAUCUAAAACGUUAUUAAGAAGUUACACAAAACGUGGUAUUAAUGGUAUUUGAUCAUAUAACACCAAAUUCAAAAGGUAUAUUUAACACUGUAGAGAAAUAUGAAUUUUUACAGUCUAGUGAUAAGAAUGUAAAUCUCUCUUGGUGCGAACGUUUACUUUCAGGUGUUUUUUUUUGUGAGUGACAGAGCAAAUAUUUGUAAAGUUAUUGACCUUUCCAUAAUUAUUUUUAUAUUUAUUGAUAUUAUUUCUUCGCAAAUAAGAUAAGCUGCGAUCACAUUAAAUAAAUCACAUCUUAUUGUCUGAAAAUAGGCAGAAUGUAAAGCACAAAAGUCAUUAUUUUCUUAUUUUGAUAACUAUUUUUCUGUUUCAGAUAACUUAAGAAUUGGACGAAAUCAUAAGUAUAUUUAAGAGACGUUUGGACGUUUCUUUCCUAUACAGCUCAUGCCUGUUGUCAAAUGUUCUUAUAUUUUUGACACAAAAUAAAUUAAUUUUUUGGAGUGCCUGAUGAAUUUUUCAUCUGAAACUUUAAUGUUGACCAAUUCCAGUGCAAAGUCAUCCACCCUUAAAUAUAUAUCUCUGGCAUCCGAAACGGUAUGUUUUCAGCAUGCGCGUAAGAUUACAAGUUUCAGAUUGGUAACAUGGCAUAAAUUUAUAGAUUAAAUAUGCCUUCCUAUUUUUCACACGUUAAAAUGGUUAAUUCUGGAGAGCUUGUUAACAAGUUGUUUUCCUUGAGCCUUGUGUAUAUUCAUCAACAGCAUAAUAAAACAUUACGUUUUGGAUACAACGGGCAUAUGCUGGUAAAUGGCUGUUAUACUAGAGUCUUGUCCGACUCUAGUAUGAAAUGAAAAAUUCCUUAGGUCUCGAGAGGAUUGAUUUAUUUUCUAUCAAAAAUGUAAAAAUAUCCAGUACCAGGAUAUAUAGAAAUAUCCAAUAUCAGCAGGAACCAUACAGGUUAAAAGUAUCCAAUACAAAGCAGGAAUACGAUAGGGAUAUCCGAUAUCACGCAUGAAUAGUGAAGGAUGGAAGAUAUAGGAUAAAAGAUGUUUAAUACAAUGCAUGCAUCAUAUCGGACAAUAAUAUUUCAUUUCAUGUAUGAACCGUAUAAGAUAAUAAUAACCAAUACGAGACAUAAAAUACUCAGAUUAAUAAUAACCGAUACAAGUUGCGAAGUGUAUAGGUAAACAAUAUCUAAUACCAAGAACGAACCGUGUGGAAUACGAACAUCCUGUAAAAAACAUGAAGGAUUCAAGUUGAAUAUACCCAAUAUAAGGUGUGAGGCGUACAGGAUAACAAUAUAUAAUACGAAGAUGAAUGUACCCGGUACAAGCUGUCAAGUGUACAAGAAAGCAAUAUCUAAUAAGAAGAACGAAUCGUGUAGAUGGCGAACAUCCGGUAAGAGAAAUAAAAGGUUCAAGGUGAAUAUAAUCGAUACACAUUGUGAGGUGUAUAGGAUAGCAAUAGCUAAUACGAAUACUACGAACAUCCGGUAAGAGAAAUAAAAGGUUCAAGGUGAAUAUAAUCGAUACACAUUGUGAG